GUGACAGAAGAUGUUCAUGGUUUGACUUUCUACUGGAGUCGUGUCAAUAUAUAUAUAAUAGAUCAGGAUUCUUCUACACAACAGAAGAUGUUCAUGGUUUGACUUUCUACUGGAGUCGUGUCAAUAUAUAUAUAAUAGAUCAGGAUUCUUCUACACAACAGAAGAUGUUCAUGGUUUGACUUUCUACUCGAGUCGUGUCAAUAUAUAUAUAAUAGAUCAGGAUUCUUCUACACAACAGAUGAUGUUCAUGGUUUGACUUUCUACUCGAGUCGUGUCAAUAUAUAUAUAAUAGAUCAGGAUUCUUCUACACAACAGAUGAUGUGAAUGUUUCUGCACUUCACUCAUUUAUUCAAGAUGUUUAUCUUAACGAGAGAAAGUGAGAAAAUGGCCAAAGAUCAACGAGUCAAUGAAGAAUCAAACAGUUUCAGGUUUCUUCGUCAAAGCAGCAGAAAUAUUUUCCGACCAAACAAUGUCUACAUCAGAAGAUGACUCUGUUAUAACUCAGGCGAAGCUGGAAGAACUUAAAGAAUUGAUAUCUACUCAGGAUCUGUCAUCAGCUGCUGACACCAUCAAACAUUUCCUCGACCAGCAAGAUCGUGUAGAGCUUAAUAUUGCUGUGACGGGGGAAUCUGGUUCUGGAAAGUCCACAUUUAUCAAUGCUUUUAGGGGUUUGGGAGAUGACGAUGAUGAUUCAGCUGAAACUGGUGAAGUGGAGACCACUAAAGAACCCAAAGCUUACAAACACCUAAAAUAUGAAAAUGUGAAAUUCUGGGAUCUUCCUGGAAUCGGAACACUAAAGUUCAAAGCUCAUGAGUAUCUUGAACACGUUCAGUUUGAGCGCUAUGAUUUUUUCAUCAUCAUCGCUUCAGAUCGUUUCAGAGAAUGUCACGCUGACCUGGUCAAAGAGAUCGAGAGAACGAAGAAGAAUUUCUAUUUUAUUCGUUCCAAGAUUGACUCCAGUAUUGAUGCUGCAAAGCGAAAAAAAAGAAAAAACUUUGAUGAGAAAAAGACGCUGAAAAUCAUACGAGAGGACUGUGUCAACGGUCUGAGAGAGAUCGGUGUAGAGGAUCCUGUUGUGUUCUUGAUUUCUGGUUGGCAACUCAACAACUAUGAUUUUAAUUCACUGCAGGAGAGGAUAAAGUCUGAUCUCCCACAACACAAGAGACAUGUGCUGAUGUUGACUGUACCAAAUAUCACAACAGAGAUUAUUGAGAGAAAGAAGAAAUCUCUUGAGAAAAACAUUUUAAGAGUAGCUUUAUUAUCUGGAUGUGCAGCUGCAGUUCCUGUUCCUGGUCUUGCAUUUGCUGCAGAUAUAUCUCUCUUAGUAAAUGAGAUACAAAAGUACAAGACUGUAUUUGGUCUGGAUGAUGAAUCUCUGCAGAGGAUCAGUGAAAGAUCUGGGAAGAGUAUUGAGUUUCUAAAGAGUGAGAUGAAAUCAGGAGUGCGUGAAGAAAUAACCGCUGGUUCAAUUAUACUUCAGCUGAGACAAAGCUCUGCUUAUGUGACAGAAAGCACAGUUGGGCUUGUUCUUAGUUGCAUACCUAUAAUAGGCACAGGCAUUUCUUUUGUGUCAGUUUCAAACAUUCUGACGAAAUUUCUGAAUGAAAUAGCUGAAGAUGCCAAUAAUGUGCUGCUGGCGUCACUCAAGUAAUUAAAUCAGACAGAUUCAGAUUAUAUAGCUGCUCCAGUAGCAUCAUUUCUACCAGCAUUCAAAACUAGUCUAGAGUUCUAAUCUCUCUUUUUUAUAUAAUUUUUUACAUACAGUUUAUUAUAUUUGUAAUAAUCAUUAUGACUAUGAAUUUAAAAAUGUUUAUAAUAGUAUGAAACAAUAUAACAUCAGUAAGACAACCUCACAAUGCUGGAAUAAAAUGAUAUAGAUUAUAACAAAACAUACUAAGCAACAAAUAAAUGUGAUACAUUUUUUAUUUUAUUUUAAUGGUUAUAGUUAACUUAGUUUUAAAUGAUUGUGUAACUGCUUGCUUUCACAGAACUGUAUUGAUUUAUGUUUGCAUGAUCUAGUUUGUUUGUUUUUACUGAAAUAAUAAAUGAUCUGUA
Molecule: messenger RNA, 2055 nt
Organism: Xyrauchen texanus (razorback sucker)
Lineage: Eukaryota; Metazoa; Chordata; Actinopteri; Cypriniformes; Catostomidae
Product: interferon-inducible GTPase 5-like
Exons: 4
Coding region: 407-1651 (414 amino acids)
Cellular component (GO): membrane
Molecular function (GO): GTP binding
Source: RefSeq, a predicted model, not a curated record